CAUUUCACAAAGAAGAAAAAGAAGAACCGAAACAACGAAACGAUGGGAACAACUUUAAAAGGAUUCAGAUAUGUCCUAUUUGUUGGAGCAAUUGUUGGUGGAAUCGGUGCCACCUUAUAUCCCAUAGUCAUUAAGCCUAUGAUGGGUGUUGACGACUACAAAGAACUGAGGAAGAAAGUUGCCGGCGAAGUCCGAAAGCACUGACCACAGGUUGUCGGCGACAGAGUGAAGCGUUUGAUAUAAAUAUUUAUUACCUAAUAAAUAGUCUAUUUUAAUUUUAAUGGAACCUACGCCUAUACAUUACAUGCAUUUGCUGUACUGUGUAAAGCACUGUAAGAUGUAUCUAUUAUGUUAAUAUUAUUUAGAGUUAAUAAAAUUUGUUUGCUUUACAAUAA
Molecule: messenger RNA, 395 nt
Organism: Musca domestica (house fly)
Lineage: Eukaryota; Metazoa; Arthropoda; Insecta; Diptera; Muscidae
Exons: 1
Coding region: 43-204 (53 amino acids)
Biological process (GO): mitochondrial respiratory chain complex IV assembly
Cellular component (GO): membrane
Source: RefSeq, a predicted model, not a curated record